CUUGGGCGGACGGCGCAGCGAGCAGCCGGCAAGCCGCACCGCUACCGGCCCGGCACGGUGGCCCUGCGCGAGAUCCGCCGCUACCAGAAGUCCACCGAGCUGCUGAUCCGCAAGCUGCCGUUCCAGCGGCUGGUGCGCGAGAUCGCGCAGGACUUCAAGACCGACCUGCGCUUCCAGAGUUCGGCCGUGAUGGCGCUGCAGGAGGCGUGCGAGGCCUACCUGGUGGGGCUCUUCCAGGACACCAACCUGUGCGCCAUCCGCGCCAAGCGCGUCACCGUCAUGCCCAAAGGACAUGCAGUUCGCCUACAGGCGAACGGAGAGCUUCAGGGCCCGAUUGUCGUGCGCCAUCCCAAAGCUGGCCGCCACGUCCAGUCUUCCUAACAGUACCUAAGUUUUGAGGCACUGCCCUCGCCAGACCACCUCCGUGUUGGCAAAUGAAUGAAAUACUGCGAUUACGCUGGUAGGUAGGACACCGUUCUGGAGCCCGAGAAAUGUUUCUCCCGUUUGGGAGGAGCCUAAAAUCGUCAGUGCCCUUGGUUGCUUCCGGGUAGUUAUUUCUGUCCCACUUUAAGUUAGUUCCCACAACUAUUGCCAUUGAAAUGUAAAGUGUAGUUAAUCGCACUGGCUGUUCCGCCUUACAGGCUUCAAGGUCUACGUAGAGUAAGGAAAAUCCUAUCAAUAGAGGAUUGUAUGGUUUGACCAAGGAAUGCUUCUGAAUGGAGAGGUGGAGUGUGCUGUGGCUCCCGACGACCCAGGUCUCUCCGCCCAGCCGACCGGUUAGGUGUGGAAGGAGGUUGAUUGACGUGACUUACUUUUGUUGCUGUUGUCACCAAAUAAGGAAAACUCCCUCAAUGGUUUUGAUUGCCCAGGGCACAAUCUUGCCUCCUACUUUCUGUGCACUGGACCCCUGUCACGGAUGUCAUCUCAAAAACGGGGAGAAAAACGUUCUUCGCUUUUUUUCUUGAAUGUCACGGACGACGUUGGCCGCCUGAUGACACUUACGGAAAUUCUGCUUAGGAUAAUAUUUCAAGGGUAUAAAAUGCAAACAUUGCAAAAAAAAUGUUUAUUCCACUUCUUAUCCAAAUUUUAAAAAGUAAUAAAUUUGGUAGGAGGGGGGCCAUAGGAGCAUGCUAAUUCCAUGUUUGUCCUGCCAUAUGGAUGGGUCACUCAGAUCAACUUUAUCGCCGCCAAUGACCCUAUUCUGGGAAAGACCCCCAAUUCAGGUUGCUCUAUGUAGUUAGUACCAAGAGUUUCUCUGAGCCCGUGGGGUCUUCACUGCCUUCAGCUCAGAAUAAUCUUCAUGCCCAGUGGCGCAUCUUGGAGCGGUCUGCCCUUGGCCCCCAUGAGCCGAAGACAAAAGGUGAGGGGAAGUCAGUUAUGGGAAGGUCACCAGGAGAACAAGAAUGAAGUCCGUCAGGCAGAUUUAAGUUGCUGCCUUCUCCGUUGAUAAGGGUCGAAUGCUGUCUACUGGUGUGGCCGGGUGAACUGGGGAGACCCUGAGCCCUAAGACCUCCACCAAGCCCAGAACAAAGAUGUCACCGAAGACUCUUGGUCGCCUCCCGAGAAAGAACUCAAGGGCAGACACAACACAGUAGAUGAGAGGUACACUCGAGAUGUGAGAGCCGGUGAGCUCAAGGGAGAGAGAGAGCACGUGUGAACCAGGGUUGAGGUUUCUAUCAGUUAUUGACAGUUGUUAACUAGGAGGAGGAAUAUUGAUUACCUGGGGGCGGGGAUUUCUUGGAAGCAGGGUUUUGGGCCUUUUCCUCCUCACUUGCUGGGGGGGCUUCCUGUCCUGGCGCCGCCAUCUUGGGCCCCUCCAGUGUGCUGGGGCUUUCAGGGGAGUGUGGCCAGACAGGCCUCUGACCCACCCUGCAGCUGGGCACGGCCUCCUCCGCCCUGGCCUCCAGGCAUCCUCUUAGAGCCUACCCAACUGCCUGCUGUGACACUGGAAUUAACCUUUCCCCUUCCUGGUGGAAAGGGAAGGAGAGACAGCUUGAUAAAUCUACUUCCUGUUUUUAGAGGUAGGGGGGAAAGACCAAGAGCUGUUCUGGUCUCUGCUUCACCUCAACUGCCUUCAGCUGAAAAUCAACCUUAUGCCAGAGUGGAAUAUUCUGGGGUGGCCUAUUCUGCCACCUUUCAAUACCUAAUGCUAAUAUUUUGUCGGUACUUGUUAGUACAGAAUUAGGUCAGUGUUCAUAAAAAACCUGAGGAGCGCCUGGGUGGCUCAGCUGGUUAAGCAUCUGACUCUGGCUCAGGUCAUGAUCAUGAUCUCACAGUUUGUGAGUUUGAGUCCCACGUCAGACCCUGCGCUGUCAGCUCAGAGCUUGGA
Messenger RNA from Prionailurus viverrinus (fishing cat), 2329 nucleotides. RefSeq names its product histone H3-5-like. NCBI's taxonomy places the organism in Eukaryota, Metazoa, Chordata, Mammalia, Carnivora, Felidae. The annotation marks the transcript as partial. The record is from RefSeq and is a predicted model, not a curated record. Gene Ontology annotation, cellular component: nucleosome. The transcript has a single exon. Gene Ontology annotation, molecular function: structural constituent of chromatin; DNA binding; protein heterodimerization activity.